AGGUGAAACCGCUGCUAAAGACAGCAAAAAUUCAGGUGUAUUUAAGUUAAUCGAUUAGCCUUACAUAAGAUGGCGUCUCAAAAACUAGCGAGCUCUCUAUCUAGGUAACAUUCUGGGGCGUCAUAGGCGCACUUCGAAAGCACUAAAUGUUUGGUGUCCAUCUAGACAGCAUUUUGGAGCACCAUUCAAACAUUUGAACGGUCCCUAUUAAGGCUGUCUAGGUGGGCAGCUAACUAUAUAUUUUGAGACAAACACAGAGCCUAAUAAAUAGACAAACGCUAAUGUUACGUAAGGACUUUGGAGUGACAACCUCUACUGAAGUACAACAUGUAUAUAAACAAGAAGGAAUUUCUUAUGUUACGAAUAACUACAUGUAAAUGUACGGCAUAAAUGCAAAUAAGUUCAAUUCCAGCUCACGGUUUCUCAUGACAGACACGGCACACACCACGAUGUUUUAUUCCCAACUCUUCAUCUCGAAACGGGGCACACUGGCCAAGAUCUGGCUGGCAGCUCACUGGGAGAAGAAAAUAACCAAAGCACACGUGUUUGAAUGUGACCUGGAGGCCACUAUCAAGGAAAUCCUAUCCCCCCAGAUUAAAAUUGGUCUGCGAACUUCAGGUCACCUUCUUUUAGGAGUUGUCCGGAUAUACUCAAAGAAGACCAGAUACCUUCUCUCAGACUGCAGUGAUGCGUUGGUCAAAAUUAAAGUGGCUUUCCGGCCAGGACAGACGGACCUGCCUGAGGAUGCAAUGGAGGCCACGUUAAAAGCUAUCACUCUACCAGAAGACUUUACUGACUUUGACACUCAGCUACCUGAUCUCAACACCAUUGAUGUGGUAGACCACUUCUCUUUGAAUCAGUGUCGCACUGAAGAUAUUACUCUCAAAGAGAACUUUGGGAACCACUUUCUCACCAUCGAGGGAAUAGGGGAGGAAAUCCAGUCUUAUCAAGGAUUGUUUGAUCAGAGUUUCAGUGUUCAUGGCGACUGCUUUGGUGAUGAGGAAAUGGCUGUCGACCUCAUCGAUUUUAUAUCGAGUAAUACUGAGGAUGCUCUGAUGCCUGAUUUCUAUGCGGACACUCCUGAUGAAUUACCAGCUACACCUCCUCCAACUGCUGUCGGUGCAGGAGACUCCGAGUCUGUGCAAGCAGAACUUUCCUGUUUAAUGGGUAGGAGCAGUCCAGCCUUGACUGAGACCACUUUCUUGGUAAAUGCAGAGGAAGGUUUCGCUCUUGCACCUGUUGCUGUUACAUCAUCUUCAACAUUGAAAAGAAUGGCGAGGAAGAGGAAGCUGGUGAUUGACCGGUCAAAGGAACUUACCGACGAUGCCAUUAGAGAUCAACUGGCUGACUGCUCUGACCUUUUAACCCCUUUGGAGAUAGCCCCGCCCACUCGGCAGCUCAUGGAGUGGAGGGCGAAUGGAGGAGUGAAGCAGCUGUUCUCAAGUUUUUGCCUUCCAUUUUUACACCCUGACUUAAAGCAGCUGUUCCCUUGUGACACAUCACCUAGGAGACAGGGCUUGGAGGGAGGAGCGAGACAGCAGACUGACCCUGAGGAGAUGAGAGAGCAAACUAGAGAGGAGGUCGGGGAGAACACUGCUGGGCCGGUGCUGGAUGACUGGAGUUUGCUGCAAGACUCUGUUGUUCAAGAUCAAGCAGAAGAUGCAAACACUUCUGUCACUCAUCCAGAACCUCCAACUACCUGGAACACCACCAGUGAGGAGAGUAGGUUGGAGGUGUCGUAUCCAGAGCCUGUCUCCGAGAUCUCCAUGUUUGUUCAUCCAUCUGUAGAGAUGAGGGAAACCCCACUGGUGACACAGACUCAGUCGGCUCUAAACAGCCAGGAUGUGGAGGAUAAGAGACUGACCAGUCGGGCACACGACCUCCUCCAGGCCCUUAAAAGACAAGACUCUUCUCCCAAUGCCGUGUACAGUCUUCACGCUUUAUGUGAGAGCAGAAGUCGUUCAUGUGUGGCAGCCAUGUUUUUCUGCUUGCUGGUGUUAAGGAAACAACAAAUCCUCAACCUGCACCAGAGCUCCCCAUACAGUGACAUUAUCGCCACACCUGGGCCUCUCUUUCUUUCCCUCUAGAACAGGUAGCCAUGAGGCCAUGGAGGGAAAAACAUCUGAGGCUUUGACUCAUUAAAGGGCUUUGCUGUGUCAUACAUGUUCUUAAUUGGAAGCAACUUUGAUGAAUUUCAGGGGUUUUUUUUUUGUUUUUUUUUAAAGAAAUUUAGAGGUGUUAAGAAUCUCUGUGGAGACCUGCUUAAUGCAAUGAAAUGCAUCUGUAUAUAUAUAUAUAUAUAAAAAAAAAAAUAUAUAUAUAUAUAUAUAUAUAUAUAUAUAUAUAUAUAUAAUGUUGUACUCAGAUCUAUGUGAGCUGGGCUAUGGCUGAAUCGUACCGUAGAACAGCACACAACACAGUGAAUUGUCUGGGUCAAAUGAUCAUUAAUAUGAUAGUUUCGGUUUAACCAAUUUAAUGAUCUAAGUAAAUUAACAUUUGUUCAUUACUGAAAAGUGAGUUGCAAUAGCUUGAAAGUCAAGCAUGUAUAGUUCUCUUAGUCUUUUCUUCCUACAGUUUAAUGUAGUAAUAGUUAAGUUUUUAAAACAGUUCUGCUCAAUGUUGGUUAUGUUGAUCUGUAUUUUCUUUUCACCUGAUCCUUAAAAAACAUUAAAUGUAUAAAUCGAAUAAAUAAAUAAGUACCGGUAAAUAUUGCAAAACUAAAAAAAAAAAAUCAUUUACUCUUUCUCCUGUUGUUUCAAACAAUGACAUACUUUCACAAACACUAAAGGAGAAGUUUAGCAGAUUGUUCAGGGUGGUCUUUUAAAAUGAAAGUGAAUGGGGACUGAUGCUAUACUGAGAAAAAUAGCAUCGUCAAAGUAGAUAGAACUCGACCGUUUCAGAUCUCUAAUCUGUCUCUGCAGCUGCUUCAGCAUUACCUUAUAUUAGUGUUCACUGUAUGCUCACUUAACCCUAUAAAGCCUACUGUAUCAUAUUUGAUGCAUGAAUUUCUAAGGCCUCUAGAUUAUCAACCUGAUCAAAACUUUGCUGAAAAACCUGUUUCACCAAUCUUCUCAAUCUUCUACAUGCCUUCUGUCAUCUAAUUUUGAAGAUUUUUGAAGGUUUUUUUUUUUUUUUUUUUAAGCAAGUAAAAGGCCUUUUAGUAUAAUUGUAAAAAUGUCCCCCUUCAGGUCCUUGUUCACGUGUCUUGAGAGCUUAUUGAUUUUUAUAAAGUAAAUGUUAGAACAUAUUUUAUAUUAUUAGUAAUAUUUCAACAUUUACUGGACUGAAGCAACUUAGGUUUACUUGAUUAUCCGUACGUACAUCAUUUAUUAAGAGAAAUCAUGUUAAAAUGUGAGCAUCUAAUAUGAUACAUAAGUCUUUUGAGGAAUGUUUAUUUGUUCAUCUCUCUAUCAUAGUUGUAUUGCAUUGCAUUGCAUUAUGUUUUGCCCACCCCAAUAAAAAAAUACAGAGCAGCUUUGAUCAUAAAACUUUUUAAAUAUCAUCUUAAGACAUUUUAUUGGGAGGGUGACAAUUGAUAUUUAUAUGCAUUAAAUUAGUCUGCUAUACUGUUAUAAAGAUCUCACUGAUUUACAUUACAUAAGGAAUUUCAUCUUACUUUUUGGCCAUAUAAAUAUCAGCAACAGCACAAAAUUGCAUACUUUUGCAGUUUGGGCCUCUGAAUAAAAUUUAAAUUUCCCCAAUUCCCCAAUAAUCUUACUAUGUGAGCCAUAAAUGCCUUAUGUAUCAAAAGUUAAAAUUUAAAAAAAAAAAAAAAAACACAGGCAUAUAUAAACUUUUGUUUUUAGAACUUGUUUUGGUAAAUAUUUUGUCUAAAGGCUCUAUAAACUGUUUCAUUAAAAAAAUAAAUUUUACAGUAUGUCUUGUUUUGAUAUGUUGGUAUUUUAAACUUUAUCCAGCAAAAUCAGUGGUACAAGCAUUUGC
Ctenopharyngodon idella (grass carp) is the source of this 3942-nucleotide messenger RNA. It is a transcript of the gene rad21l1, whose product is annotated as RAD21 cohesin complex component like 1. The transcript has 13 exons. Gene Ontology annotation, cellular component: cohesin complex; synaptonemal complex. The record is from RefSeq and is a predicted model, not a curated record. The coding region runs from base 378 to 2087 and encodes 569 amino acids. Gene Ontology annotation, biological process: replication-born double-strand break repair via sister chromatid exchange; synaptonemal complex assembly; mitotic sister chromatid cohesion. Gene Ontology annotation, molecular function: protein binding; chromatin binding. Lineage: Eukaryota; Metazoa; Chordata; Actinopteri; Cypriniformes; Xenocyprididae.